AUGGCGGACUGUUGUCUGGCAGUGAAGGAGGACUGGAGGAGGGUUGCUGCGCUGCGGGUGUUGACUGAUGUUGUUGCCCGGGCGGCGCGGCGAUGGCGGACUGGCGGUGAUGGAGGACUGGAGAAGGGUUGCGGCGCGGCGGGUGAAGGUGGGAGGCGCGGCAAGUGGAGGGGCGAUUGGAGCAAGGCGGCGGGGCGAUUGGAGGGAGCCGUGACCGGCAAGGCGAUUGGAGGGAGGCGGCGACCGGCGAGGCAAUUGGAGGGAGGCUGGGUCGUCGCCGGCUGUGCUGUGGGAGUGGCUGGCCACUGUGCGUUUUUUAGACGAGGGUCUGAGGCAGGAUGGAGGCCAAAGAGACGAGAAGGUCUGAGGGAGGAUGCUAGGGUUGGGGAUGGGUUGGGUCGUUUCAGCUAG
This is a messenger RNA of Linum trigynum, 411 nucleotides long. Lineage: Eukaryota; Viridiplantae; Streptophyta; Magnoliopsida; Malpighiales; Linaceae. The record is from the annotation of a GenBank genome assembly.